AUGGCGCUUCUCACAACCUCAUACCCUUCCUCAGAACUGCCAAAAGCUUUAUACACCUACCCAGAGCUGGUCUUCUGUGCCGUCGGGCUCUUAAUCUUGGCAGCCCUGACAAUCAUGGGUAACAGCCUGGUGUUGGUUGCGGUGGCGCGAACCAAAAAACUCCAGAACAUUACCAACGUGUUUGUGGUCAACCUGAGCGUGGCUGACUGCCUGGCUGGUUUUGCUGUCCUGUGGAGCGUGCCGGGUCUGGUGAGUAAAACGUCGGACUACCCGCUGCAGUCCAACGACCCGUGUAUGGCAGCGGCUGGUCUUGUCUUUAUCGCCAAAGGCUGCAGCGUGUUCACCCUUGCAAAUAUCGCGUUGAACCGGUACAUAUUGAUCACCAGACCCAAGGCAAUCUACCAUUGGCUGUACACACCAAAGAAGGUUGCCCUAUUCGUCUUGAGCUCUUGGCUCGUUCCCGUGUGCUACAUUAUAUUGCCGCCAGCAUGCGGUAUCGGAGGCCUCGGUUUCAACCCGGAUACCCGCACAUGCGCCGACGUUGAAACUCACCUAAGAGCUGAAGAUUACGAAAAGAUUCAAAUUGCUUUUUUCUACCCGGUACCUCUCUUCAUGAUAAUUGUUUCGUACGGUCUUAUCUGGCGUCACGUCAGACGGCAUUUCAAGGUGCGCCGACAACCCGAUAUCUGCCUGCAGUCGGCUGCAGUGAAUCCUUCAGUCACCAUUGACCCGUCGUUCGCGUCAAGACUCGACAGUAAUGGUGACCACGAACUCAGUGCCUCUAGCAGCCCUGCUGUGUCUUCUCGACGCACCAAGAGCUCCUGCCAACAUAGCCGUACCGUGAACGACCAGCUGAAAAUCACCAAGAACCUCCUUGUCGUAGUGAUUGCCUUUGUGGGUUGCUUCACUCCCAUCACCAUCACAGCGAUUACCAACAGCCACCGUGUCCAUCUCUAUAGCACACUCGUUCUUUUCUUGCAUGGCUGCAUCAGUCCAGUCAUCUAUGCUGCGAAGCAUCCACACUUCCGGCCGGUGUUACGAUUCAUGAUCCGGUGCCGAUGUCCCAACAACAAAUCAGUCUUUCCCUGA
This is a messenger RNA of Acanthaster planci (crown-of-thorns starfish), 1089 nucleotides long. Its product is annotated as 5-hydroxytryptamine receptor 2B-like. Gene Ontology annotation, cellular component: membrane. Gene Ontology annotation, biological process: G protein-coupled receptor signaling pathway. Gene Ontology annotation, molecular function: G protein-coupled receptor activity. The record is from RefSeq and is a predicted model, not a curated record. NCBI's taxonomy places the organism in Eukaryota, Metazoa, Echinodermata, Asteroidea, Valvatida, Acanthasteridae.